AACUCACUAGAUUUUCAUGGCCAACCCUACUAUGUAAAGAUCGUGAACGGAUAAUAUACACGAAUCACGUCGUACAGUUGGUUGCCUACUUUCAAACUAGACACAAAUUUGUGAGGUUAUGCGAACGAAACAAAAACCUUGACAAAUAAAUUUAUUUGACCAUUUCGACGAUCUUCCUCAGGUUUUAGGAUAACCAAAAUGUCAAUUUUGGAAUUCUCUGAACAGUUUCAUUGUACGAAAACCACGACAGAGAGUGUUCACCACUGCCAAAUUUGCCCCUACUUUACAACAUCAUUUUUUCUCUUAUCAAACCACAUCCGAAGACACCGUUCAUCGCUGCGACAUUUCAACUGCCAAAACAGCAAACUCGAACUUUACCACUGCACCGACUGUGAUUUCCAAACAGAAUUAACAGUUCUGUUUAAACAGCACAUUAAAAAACGUCACACCACUCAAAAACAACACACAGACUUCGAAAUUCAAAAGUAUGACUGCAAAAAGUGCUGUUUUCGGACACAUUUUCCGAUUAAGUGGCUGCAUCACGCGAUGAAAUGUCUAGUAACAAAUAACGACGACAAAAAUAUUCCCACGUGGUAUAACUGUGAUCAAUGUGAGUUUAAAACUAAACACAAAUAUAAUUUGAGUGUGCACAAGACCGUGAAACACUUAGAUGAAAAUAAAAUCCGUUGGUACCAUUGCACAAAGUGUUCAUACAGAGCCAAAUACAACUAUUAUUUAAAAAAACACAUAAAUGCGCAACAUUUGGAUGAGCGAGAUAUCCAGUGGCACGAAUGCACCCAGUGUCUAUACAAAGCUAAACAGAAAAAAUAUUUAAAAAGUCACAUAAGAGCGUACCAUUUGGACGAAAAGGACAUUAAAUGGUACAAGUGCGAAAAAUGUCCGCAGAAAUGUAAAUACAAAGGUAAUUUACAAGCCCAUAUAAGGGCGCACCAUCUCGACGAACGAGAUAUUAAAUGGUACGACUGCAAAAAUUGCUCUUUUAGAAGUAAACACAAGCAUUAUGUUAAAAUGCACGUGAGUACGUGCCAUUUGGCAGAAGAGGAUGUUAAAUGGUACGAUUGUGAAAAAUGCAGGUACCGAACUAAAUAUAAUUCUAAUUUAAAACAGCACAUAAAUGCGAAGCAUUUGGAUGAACAGGAUGUUAAAUGGUAUCAGUGUAAAGAGUGCCCUUAUAAAAGCAAGUAUAAUUCGACUUUAAAAAGCCACGUGAAUGCGUAUCAUUUGGACGAGGAGAAUAUUAAAUGGUUUGAAUGUGAAAAGUGUUCAUAUAAAGCCAAGCAAAAUUCGAAUUUAAGGCAGCAUAUAAAUGCACGUCAUUUGGGUGAAGAAGAUGUGAAAUGGUACGAAUGCAGAAGUUGUACGUUUAAGACUAAACAACAGUCGCAUUUGAACAGACAUAUAAAGAAGGCGCAUGUAGACAGUGAAGAUGUUAGGUAGUUGAAUAAUAAAUGUUAUUUUCAUUAUAAA
Molecule: messenger RNA, 1488 nt
Organism: Zophobas morio
Lineage: Eukaryota; Metazoa; Arthropoda; Insecta; Coleoptera; Tenebrionidae
Product: zinc finger protein 711-like
Exons: 2
Coding region: 199-1458 (419 amino acids)
Biological process (GO): regulation of transcription by RNA polymerase II
Molecular function (GO): DNA-binding transcription factor activity, RNA polymerase II-specific; RNA polymerase II transcription regulatory region sequence-specific DNA binding
Source: RefSeq, a predicted model, not a curated record